AUGAAUAUAAAGUAUCUUAAUACUAUAGAAAAGCAUGAUCUAUCUGUAAUACGUAAUUGCGAAUAUUUACGCUACUGGAUAAAUGAUCGUGUAAUUGAGGAACUAAAUGUAACUGAUAAUGAUAAGUACAUAGAAAUAAUUUCUAUGUUUAACGUUGAAUGGAAUAGGAUCAUAGGAACGUUGAAUAAUAGUAAAUAUAAAUGUGAAGCUACCAGUGGACCUCUUGUUUCACUUUCUCUAAAGGACUUCAAAUUUAGGAAAGAUAUGUAUGAUUAUUAUUAUAAUUAUGUAAAUAUUAAAGAGCGGAAAUCAUCUAAUAUAAAUGCUUGUAGUGAGGCGUGUAAAUAUUUGACUUCUAUAUAUAAAAAAUAUGAAACAUUUAAAUCUGAAUGUUCUCCUAGAAACAUUAACAAGUGUGUAUCUAAAUUUGACAAUUUUGGUGAUUAUGAUCCAAAUCAUCUGAUUAAUGAAUUAAAAUGCAAAAGUCAAAGUGAGUGUAAUAGAAAUGAAGAAUUAGUACUUGCUAAAAAUUCAGAAGGGACUCCGAUGGCUGACGUUAAUAUACAAGAUGAAACAGAUGAGAGUAUAACCCAAGUUUCCAUGGAAAAUAGUCACCGUAUGAUUAUUUUAAAUAUAGCUUUACCCGUUUCCGUAUUCUUUCUAUUAUUUCCAAUGUUGUAUAAGGUAAAUAAAUUUGUUAUAUAG
Molecule: messenger RNA, 705 nt
Organism: Plasmodium cynomolgi strain B
Lineage: Eukaryota; Apicomplexa; Aconoidasida; Haemosporida; Plasmodiidae
Exons: 1
Coding region: 1-705 (234 amino acids)
Source: RefSeq, a predicted model, not a curated record